Cinara cedri is the source of this 590-nucleotide messenger RNA. NCBI's taxonomy places the organism in Eukaryota, Metazoa, Arthropoda, Insecta, Hemiptera, Aphididae. The record is from the annotation of a GenBank genome assembly.
AUGAGCAUAUUAAGUAAAAAAUCAUUAUUAAAAACAGCUAUUGUAAUGUUGUUAUUAAUUUGUGUGUCAAGUGCAUCUUUUGCUUUUGAAAAAGGUGCAAGCAACAGUGAGAAUGAGCAUAAAAAUGAAAAAAAACAGCAGUGUUAUGUAGGUUUGACCGUAGGUCAAAAAUUUCAUCCUUUGCAUGACUUAGUGAACAAAUUAUUAAGUGCCUCUGCUGGUUGUAAACUUGAAGAUUUUAGUAUUGAGAUUGAGAAUAUGGCUCCAACGAGUGUAGACGAAGGCAUCCCCAAUCUUGUGCUAAUGACAAAUGGUUACUAUCACUUUAAUAAUAGCAGUCUUUUUACUCCAUACAUUGGUUUUGGUGUAGGAUUAGGCCAAUUAAGCCGAUUCAUCAAUUCUGACACGAAAGAUGAUUUCAUAAAAGCUUAUCAGGGAAAGUUUGGUUUAAGCUAUCGUUCAACUAGUUCAACUGAGAUAUCUUUUGGUUACAAAUUUCUUGGUUUGCUAAAGAAUACUCCUAAGGUAAAGCAGCGUCAAGAUUAUGAUAGAUAUCAUUCUCAUUCUCAUAUAGUAGAAAUUGGAUUCAG